GCACGUUCGGUUGGAAUAUAUUAACUCUUCGACAAAACAUUUUAUUUUCAAAUAGGAACGAAGAAGUAAAAUAUGUGUUCGAAAAUUUACGUGUUUACGUUAAUCGCAGUAUUAACAGUUCAAAUCGCCUCAGGCGACUGGUCUGGUCGAAUCGUUGGUGGUGUUCCUAUGUCCAUAAAAACAAUACCGUAUCAGGUAUCAUUACAAGUUUUGAGUGGGCAUAAAACGUAUCACUUUUGCGGUGGUUCCAUAAUAAGUAACAAAUUUAUUAUAACUGCUUGUCAUUGUACUGACAAUUUGAAAACCCAAAACCUCAAAAUUUUAGUGGGUACAUCUUUCAACAAUCGCGGCGGUGAAAAAAUCAAUGCCUUGAAGAUUAUUAGGCAUCAAAACUACAGUCGGGAAAGUUUAGAUUAUGACAUUGCUGUAAUCGAAUUAGCGGACCGAUUAAAAUUAAGUAAUUCAAUUCAAGCGAUUGCAUUGCCAAAAGCGAAUGAAAGUUUUGCUGAUAAUUCAAUGUGUCUCGUAUCCGGGUGGGGAGACACACAACUACCCAGCGCAUUCCGAUUUCAAAGAAACGCUCUUAGAGCAGUAGAGGUUCCAAUCGUGAAUCAAGAAAAAUGUAACAAUGAUUACAAAAUGCUCGGUGGUAUCACCCCACGUAUGAUGUGCGCCGGGUACGACUUCGGCGGUUUCGAUGCGUGCGCAGGUGACUCAGGCGGUCCAUUAGCUUGCAUCGGACAAAAUAAAACUCCAAAACUAUGUGGAAUCGUGUCUUGGGGCUAUGAAUGCGCUGCACCUCAUUUUACAGGUGUCUACACUCGAGUACAAGUGCUUCUGGAUUGGAUAAAGGAAAAAACUGGUAUAUAAAUUAACAUUUCCAAGUCAAAUAACACAAUCUUGGAAAUGUGAUAGGUCUUUAUCUCAAACGUGUGAUUAAUGUAUGUUAUUAAAAUUUUAUGAUAACCAAACAAACAAUUUGGAUUGUUGAUUUUCUGAGUGGCGCAUCAAAAUCUUAUUUAUCAUUCGUAAAUUAUUAUAAAUGUAUAAGAGUAGUUGGGAGGAAGUUUUUCGGAUAUGUGAAACUUUUUUUAACAACAACCGGAAAAACAGACUAA
This is a messenger RNA of Contarinia nasturtii (swede midge), 1118 nucleotides long. Its product is annotated as trypsin-1-like. Gene Ontology annotation, molecular function: serine-type endopeptidase activity. Lineage: Eukaryota; Metazoa; Arthropoda; Insecta; Diptera; Cecidomyiidae. The coding region runs from base 73 to 870 and encodes 265 amino acids. Gene Ontology annotation, biological process: proteolysis. The record is from RefSeq and is a predicted model, not a curated record. The transcript is spliced from 3 exons.